CGCGCAGAUUUUGAUAUCGCGUCCGGGAAGAGUGUUAUCUCGGCCGCAGAGAUUACCACAUCUGUUCCGCGUCGUCGGACGGAUGUGCAUUUCCUGACGGCCGUUCUCGAUCUCCGUCGUUUCGUGAGUUACGACGUCACGACGCGCGGAAAUUUCGGCAAGCGCUUGGUGACGAUCAAUGGUGGUGCGCUGCGCUGGUGGAACCCACGAGGAGUGCGGACUGCAGAGCAGUGCGGAGAUCUAUCGGACCGCAGACGGAUGUGGACGGAUGACGUGCGCGCGAGUGAGAUGUGAGACGCAUCCCGGGACUCCGGGACUAACCUCAACGCGACGCACAGAAUGUGACUCCGUCAGAGAUCUUUGUCGGAUCGCUUUGCUUCGUGAUGUUUUCAAUAGCGAAGAAUCGGAGCAGAUCUCGAGGUCGCGUAGAUUAUCGACAACACGAUGAACACGCUCCGAUAAAAUCAUACUUGGAUUUAUUUCGAAUGUCGGUUUCUGGCGCGGCCAGAUAUUGUUGUUGAUAAAAACGCGUUUACAGUAUUCUUCGUUCCUUAAAUGCUGUCGCAAGAAAACCAUGAACGAGAAAAGAGCUGUUUUCGUGUGCAAAGUGAAGUGACGAGUGAAAAUCAUCUCGUGAGAUUACUCUAAUGUUCGUGUAACGUUACUUGCAAAAAUCCAAAAGAGAAGAAAAACAUGCUACAUGGAAGUAUCCAGUAUUUGUUAGACAGAUGAAAAUACGUAGCAAUUCCGUGUAAACAUGAUGGGAAACGCAUAUGAGAUACUUCCGUCCUACCACAAUGGAGUUGGGAGGGAGAAGUGCCAGUGCUUGGCGCACGUCAAGUUGUCAAGGAUAAUAAUUUUGACGUCUAUAGUCUUGUUUAUUGUGCCAUUAUUUACACAUUACUAUUUAUCUAAGGUAGAAUCUGACUUGCCAGAUAGGGAUAUGUACAGAACGUUUUCAACGCUAGAGGCUUUUGAAGACUUUACAUCCAUGAAGGCGUCUCAACUGAAGAUGAGAAUAGAGGAGAUGUUUCGCAUAAAAAUUUCAGUGAGCAACGAAUUGAGAGAUCUGAGCGCCAAGAGGCAAAGACUUCAGGGCGAAGUCAACAGCUUGACGCAAAAGAUAGAUGAAUUGAAGCAGGAGUUACUGCAUCAGCAAACAGAUCUCGAUAGAUUAAAGAUAAGCGUGGAGCAAGCGCAGGUGGCACAGAAGGAGGCGGUGGAAAGAAAUACACCUGAAUUGGCACCACCUAAGAGAAUAUUGAUUAACACUCUGCCUGUUACACUACCUAGCACGGAUCCAAGAUCAUGUAGAAUGUAUAAUUGUUUUGAUCACAGUCGAUGUGCACUGACAAGUGGUUUUCCUGUGUACUUGUAUGAUCCAGAUCAAUUCUCAGUAGUUAAUCUAGGCUGGGAUGUAGAUGGUUUCUUAAAAACAACUAUUAAACAAACCCUAGGAUACAAUCCACAUCUUACUAGGAAUCCAGCAGAGGCAUGUAUUUAUAUAGUCCUAAUUGGUGAAGCAUUAAGCCUCCAUCAAAAGAGUGAUCAACAUUAUAGUAAACCUUUGGAUAUAAAGAAAUUACAUGCACUUCCAUAUUGGGGUGGUGACGGUAGAAAUCACAUAUUGUUGAAUCUUGCACGUAGAGAUUUAUCCGCAGAUUCUGGAAAUAUUUUCAGUAAUCUAGAUAUUGGCAGAGCAAUAAUAGUGCAGUCUACAUUUUAUAGAAAUCAAUUCCGCGAUGGUUUCGAUUUAACUGUUCCGCCAAUUCUGGGACCACCCGGCGGAGACGUUUGGCAAGAAUGCGCACAAAUGUUACCCGCGAGAAGAAAAUAUUUGCUAUCGUUCCAAGGAGAAAUGAGAACUUUGAUAGGCACGCCGAUAACAUAUCAAAUUGAUGACGCAGACAUAGAUCUGGAAAAAUUGAUAAUCGAUGAUAAUAUAGAUGCAUUUAUUAUCCAAUAUUUGAAAGAUAUGAGCAAUGGAGUAACUUUGGAUAAAUUUUUCAUUCAGUUUGAAUGUAUACCAGCUUCUGUGGAAAGUAGACCUGCACAAACUCUUGAUUGGUCUCUUUGCGGAACUGAUUCGUCAAGAAGAGCCAUAUUAAAAGACUCAACAUUUGCAUUGAUCUUAGCGCCCAGUAAUGCUACAUUAUUGACUACUUCAUUUAUGCAAGCAAGAUUAUAUGAAGCAUUACGAGCUGGGUCAAUACCAGUUAUUCUCGGCGGUGAUCAGAUUUUGCUUAGUUAUAACGAAGUUAUUGCUUGGAGAAGAGCAGUUAUUUUCCUACCUAAGGCUAGAGUGACUGAAAUGCACUUUUUAUUGCGCGCCGUUCCUGACAAUGAUCUUUUGACUAUGCGGCGGCAAGGUAGAUUGAUAUGGGAACGUUAUAUGAGUACUGCUCAAGGUGUAGUGGAUACGACCAUAGCAGUAGUAAGAGAUAGACUUGGUAUACCUCCAUUACCAGCGUCUCAAACACCUAGCCCUAGUGUUUUUAACGAAAGUUUUGUGCCUUUAAAAUCUGAUACCAUCAUUGCUGAACCUGAAGCUGAAGAAAGUUUGGGUCCUUUAGAACCACCAUAUCCAUCUCCUGCUUUUAAAAGAAAUUAUACGACACUAUUAGUCCACGGUCAUGAAAUUUGGAAUGAUUGGAUGGAUCCGUUUAAUUUGUAUCCGCAAUUACCUUUUGAUACUAUUCUUCCAAGCGAUGCCAAAUUUCUUGGUUCAGAGGUUGGCUUUCGACCUAUCGGUAAAGGUGCUGGAGGUGCUGGAAAAGAGUUUAGUGAAUCAUUAGGAGGAAACUAUCCAAGAGAACAAUUUACAAUUGUUAUGUUAACCUAUGAAAGAGAACAGGUUCUUAUAAAUUCACUGGCACGUCUUUAUGGUUUGCCUUAUCUGAACAAGGUACUUGUAGUGUGGAAUAGUCCGAAACCGCCUGUAGAAGAUCUCAAAUGGCCUGAUAUCGGUGUUCCUAUACACGUUAUAAAAGCUCCAAGAAAUAGUUUGAAUAAUAGAUUCCUUCCAUUUGAUGCAAUUGAGACAGAAGCCGUCCUUUCUAUUGACGAUGAUGCUCACUUGAGGCAUGAUGAAAUCAUGUUCGGUUUUAGAGUAUGGAGGGAACAUCGAGAUCGUGUAGUUGGAUUCCCUGGUCGUUUUCAUGCAUGGGACCAGAAUUAUCAUAACGCUUGGAAUUAUAAUUCUAAUUAUUCUUGUGAGCUGUCCAUGGUUCUAACUGGGGCUGCUUUCAUUCACAAACAUUAUACAUAUCUGUAUACGCACUGGUUACCACAGGCAAUAAGGGAUAAAGUUGACGAAUACAUGAACUGUGAGGAUAUUGCAAUGAAUUUUUUAAUAUCGCAUCUUACGAGAAAACCUCCAGUUAAAGUAACAUCACGUUGGACAUUCAGAUGUCCGGGUUGUCCAAUUUCACUCUCAGAAGACGAUACCCAUUUUCAGGAGAGACAUAAAUGUAUCAACUUUUUUUCACAGGUUUUCGGCUAUAUGCCUCUAUUGAAUACACAAUAUAGAGCUGAUUCCAUAUUAUUUAAGACACGAAUACCACAUGAUAAACAAAAAUGUUUCAAGUUUAUAUGAAAAGUGAAAACAUUAGAACUUUUGUGUAGAUAUUGUAGGAUAGGAUUUGUAUGACUUUGAUACGAUUUUAUGUAGCUCACAAUUUAAGAACUGCCCAAUUAUGUCCAAUAUUUUGCACUGAACAUAUACAGGAAAACACAAGAUAUAGUAAAAAAUUUACAAUUUAUAGCAAGUUAAAGUGUCAUUAAAUUCUCAAACUACUAUAUCAAUGAUUAUCAAGUACACACAAAUAUUGCAUGAUGCUAAUCUUUAUUUUAAUUUUUAUAAGACAUUUAACAAGAAACGAUGAUUAUAAAUGAUCAUGAUAUUUCCACGGAAAAUAUUAGAGUGAAUGUGUAAUUAUAAAUAAUUCUCUCUUAAAGUUUUUUUAACUGAAAUUAAUAUUUAACAACAAAACAUUAAAUGUUUUGUUAAAUAUUCAAUUCUAGAAGGAUGAGCAUGUCUAUUUUGUAAAUAUAUUAAUAUAGUAGUGUACAUGUAUGUGUACUAUAUGUUAAUAUAUUCUAUAAGUACACUAAAA
This is a messenger RNA of Solenopsis invicta (red fire ant), 4115 nucleotides long. It is a transcript of the gene botv, whose product is annotated as exostosin-3. Gene Ontology annotation, molecular function: glycosyltransferase activity. Gene Ontology annotation, cellular component: membrane. The coding region runs from base 758 to 3595 and encodes 945 amino acids. The transcript is spliced from 10 exons. The record is from RefSeq and is a predicted model, not a curated record. Lineage: Eukaryota; Metazoa; Arthropoda; Insecta; Hymenoptera; Formicidae.